Molecule: messenger RNA, 5431 nt
Organism: Colius striatus (speckled mousebird)
Lineage: Eukaryota; Metazoa; Chordata; Aves; Coliiformes; Coliidae
Product: receptor-type tyrosine-protein phosphatase kappa
Exons: 29
Coding region: 138-4106 (1322 amino acids)
Biological process (GO): protein dephosphorylation
Molecular function (GO): protein tyrosine phosphatase activity; protein binding
Source: RefSeq, a predicted model, not a curated record
UCUCCAAUGAGGAAGCCUCUUGCCCCAUGUGUGAUUUCUCUGAGUGGCUGUUUCCUUUCUGUGCUUGCACAUCUGGUGUGCUGUGAGGAAGACAGCGGGGCUGAAGCCUCAGUGCUGCCCUGAGAGCGUUGGCAGACAUGGCCCUGGGAUGGAUGUUUCUCCUGCUCCUUACACCUCUGUUAGCAGCACAGAGGCAGGAACUGCCGGACCUCAACACCUCUGGGGAACCCCAGGAAACAGGAGGAUGUAAAGCUCCCUCCAACUGGGACCUCAGGCUGCAGUUUACCCCAAACCGGAGCAGCUACGCCUUGAAUGAUUUGGUGGAGCUGAGCUGUCCUGGGGACUAUGUGCCAUCGGUCACCCAGAUCAGAUGCAUUUCCAGUGGUACCCAGACCCUGUGGAAUACGAAUGCCACCUGCAAGGAAAGAUGCCAGCACCCCCUGUGGGAUUCAGAACUCCGCUUUACACCAGAGCAGAAGUUUUAUGGGUUUAAUGAAGAGGUGACACUGAGCUGCUUUAAGAGAGAUGCUCCUCCCUUUGCUGUGAUCAGAUGUAAAAACGAGACGUUGCCACAUUUGAAGGAAACUUGGGAGGUGAACAUUCAGGGAACAUGGCAUGGGGUUACAGAGAACUUGACCUGCAGCAUAGGAAGUUGCCAAAAACCAAAAGUCAAAGUCCAAAAAUCAAUACAGUUUAAUCCAAACCAAAAGAUUUACGGACUGAAUGAAGAACUGAGGAUGAACUGCUCUAAAGAGCAGCAUCCACCCGGCAUCCAUCACGUGCCAUCGUUCCAUAAGGUCAAAUGUGCAAAGAGAGUUGUGAACGUGAGACACGGAAAACCAGUCUAUAGAAAUUCCUGGUGGGCCUGGAACAGCACAAGUGCCUGGAUACUAUUUGAGGAAGCCGUAAAGUGUAUUGAAAUGUGCCAAAGGCCCCAGUGGAAAUCAAGACUCAGGCUGACACCAGACCAGGAGAAUUACAAGAAGGACGAAGAAGUGAUGCUGAGCUGCCCUGAGGGUUUCCAGCCACCCUUCACCAAAGUCAAAUGUUUGAUCAGCAAUGGGAAACCUUCAUAUACAGACCCAUGGUUAGGAAAGGACAGCAGAGGUGACUGGAUCAACGUUGAAUCCAGCUUGGAGUGCAUCGAGGUCCUCCAGGUUGUCCCCGAGUCCUUGCACAUUUCCAGCACCAGCAUCAAACUGAACUGGACCUGCAGGCUCUCUGAAGCCUGCCAGAAUAUUCAGGCCAGCUGCCAGCCAGAAAAGGAUUACUCCUCCCCCUGGGAGGCUGAGGAGGUGGAGGGAGAGGAGAUACUGCAAGGCCAGGAGGGAACAUUCACCUGUUCCUCUCUGCAGCCCUUCACUGUCUACAGUGUCAACAUCUUCCUGCCUCCCAGCACGAUCCUGUACACGCGGCUCCUUAGGACAAAGGAAACAGUGCCAGACAAACCAGAGGAGCUGUGGCUGGAUCCCAGCACGGGGUCCCUCAGGUGGAAGGCGCUGUCCUCCUGCAAUGGGGACAUCAUCGGAUACCAGCUGAACAUCACAGCCUGGAGCACACGGGACGGUGGGUACCUGGAGGUGGAGCGGCUGCGGCUGAGCGGCUCCGUCACUGAGCACCCGCUGCCUGAGCACUGGCCCAGGAGCAGCUUCGUGGUGACACUGCGAGGGCUCACGGCUGCUGGAGCGGGGGCUGCAUCGCGGUGGGAGUUUGCACCCAGCAGCUCAGACACUGCACAGCCUCUUGACAUCAGCUGCACCAGCGUGCGAGACGUCUCCCCAUCGCGAGGGACGGCCGUGCUCCCGCUCCGCCCCAUUGCUGUGCUCCCCGAGGAGGACAGGCAGCACCAGCUCAUCGUGGUCGCCGCACAUAACGGCACGGUGCUGGAAGGCGUCUGCUCGGGGCAGCCGCAGCCCUUCAACGCCAGCCAGCCGCCCGACACCUACGUGGCCGCCGUGCUCAACCUCUCGGCCCCCAUGGACUUUGUGCUGGGUGAUGGGGCCCACGGGCAGGGCUACCGCAACGCAGCCCUGCAGCCAGGACGGCACUACACGGCCCUUCUCCGCCGCGCCCGCCGCUCACAGCAGGCAGAGAAGUUCACCUGUGUCUGCUACAGCGUCUCUGUUGGGCAGGAGCCAGUGCCUCCGCUGGACAGGAUACCCAUGGUUACAGCAGUAGCGCUGAUCAUUGUACUCCUGGCACUGGGGAUUUUGCUGCUUUUCGUGCUCUUCAGGCAAAGGUACAACAGUUCAGAAUCUUCAGACAACAACAGUGCUAUUCCCCUGAGAAGACCUCGAGGAGGUGUGAGUAAGCUGAACACACAAAUCCCAGUGGAGGAACUGCUGGAGGCUCUGAAGAGGUUUAAGAGGGCAGAACUAGAGGCAGAGCUGACAGAGGAUGAAGCGGUUGACAAGCAUGAUGUCGGGCGCCUGAGGGAAUAUCAGCAACUGUCCUCCACUUUAUUGCAUCCCUGUGAUGCCGGGAAGGAACUGUGUAAUCAGAGCAAGAACCGCUACAAGAGCAUCAUUCCAUACGAUCACUGCCGCGUGGUGCUGCAGCCCUCUGACGUGGGGAAUGGUUACAUCAACGCCAGCUACGUGGAUAGCUAUCGGAGUCCACGCCUCUUCAUUGCAGCUCAAGGCCCCUUGCCUGGGACAGUGGUGGAUUUCUGGCAGAUGGUCUGGCAGGAGAAGACCUCAGUCAUUGUGAUGCUGACGGGCUUAGUGGAGCAGAACAAGACCAAGUGUGAGCAGUAUUGGCCAGAGGAGGAGCAGGUCUACGGGGAUUUCACCGUGACACUCAACAACACCAGGACCACCACAGGCCUGGUCACACGCAUCUUCUGCCUGCAGAAGGCAGGCUGUGCUCUCCCAAGAGUGGUGGAGCAGUUUCACUACCUGCUGUGGCCAGACCACGGGGUCCCCAGAAACCCUGCCCAGCUCCUGUGCUUAGUGGAAAUGGUGAACAAGAGGAUUUUGGAAGUGCCUUCUGGACCCGUGCUGGUGCACUGCAGCGCAGGGAUUGGGCGCACAGGUACCUUCAUCGCCCUGGACUUCCUGCUGAAGAUGGCAAAGGCUGAGGGGAAGGUGGAUGUGUUUCAAUGUGUGCAGAGGCUGCGGGAGCAGCGGGUCAGCAUGGUGCAGACCAAGGAGCAGUACACCUUCCUGUACGAGGUGCUGCUCGAAGGCUUGCUCUGCAGCAGCACCAGGGUCCCAGUGGAGAGCUUUGCCAGCCAUAUGCGCUGCCUACGAGAAGCUGAGACCUCACGGCACAACAUCCUUGAGAAGGAGUUUAAGGCAGUGCAGAAGUUUUCUGAGUUGUUCCAGCUCCUGCCGUGCAGAGAAGCGGAGAAGCCCAGCAACCAGCCCAAGAACCGCAAGCCAGGGAUCCUGCCAGCGGAUUCCUGCCGGCCCAUCCUGAUGUCCUCGCUGAAUGCAGAUGGCUCACCAGGCUACAUCAACGCUGUGUUUGCCAAUACCUACGCUGAGGAAGAAAGGCUCAUUAUCACCCAGCUGCCUUUUGCCACCACACUGGUGGAUUUCUGGGCUCUAGUCUGGGAUUACACCUGCACAUCAGUGGUUGUGCUGAACCAGCUUGAGGAACUGGACCAGACACACGUGGAGUUCUGGCCCACGAAGGGCGCAGCUGCCUACGGCCGUUUCCAUGUCCACCUGAUCUCAGAGGAGCCUGGGACCGCCUUCACAGCCUGGACUCUUGCCCUCACCAACAGGCAGCAGCCCAAGAAGUCUGCACUGGAAGUUUGUUUCUGGCAACUGAGGGACUGGCCCAUGCAGCAGCGCCUUCCUCCACACCCUGCCACCAUCAUCAGCCUCCUGGGGAAGGUGGAGACACACCAUCGGCAGAGCCAAGACGGGCAUAUCCUCGUCACUUGCUGUGAUGGUGCCAGCCGGAGCGGGGUCUUCUGUGCUGCCAGUUUCCUGUGUGAGCAGAUCCAAAGCGAGGGGCUGGUGGAUGUAUCCCAGGCUGUGAGGAUGCUGAAGAGGCGGCGCAGGCAGCUGAUUAAAGAUGUGGAGCAGUAUGGGCUCUGCUACGAACUUGCCCUCAGUUAUUUGAAUUCAUUUGAAACCUAUGGGAAUUUCAAGUAGAAGCAUGGACACAGCUCAUCUCUGGCCAGGACUUUCACUCUCUUGACAGCCCUCCAUCAGUAACUGUAGAAACCAGAGGAGACAAGAUGGGUGUGCGUGACCCCAAGAUACUUUUCUCUACAAAGUCACCUCAAGUGUCCUCUGUGGCUGGAAACACAGACUGGACUGUCUCCAAGUUGUGGUCAGGCUUUGAAGCAGGAACUUUAUCCCUUUCCCAGAAUUUGUGCAAGGAAUUUACCUAGAAUCACAGCCUGAGUACUCAGACCAGACGAGAAGCACUACAACUUGACCUGUCUGUGUCAGGGAUGAAGAGAACCAGCUGCCUCAUCUACAAUCCCUUGUCCCUUCAGGUAACACCAGGGAAAGUGGGGCAGCUCUACCAACACUCAAAUUGUGUCUUGCCAGGGAGCAUCAAACCACUAUAAGAUCCACAAGGCUCAGAAACACAGGCUAUCUGCCCUACUUUGGGAGAAGCAUGAAGCCCAAGGUCAACAAGAGCAAGGGGAUGAACAAUCCCUAGUCCUGUAGUACCAACCUAGAACUUCACAGAAUCACAGAAUGGUAGGAAUUGGAAGGGACUUACAAAGAUCAUCUAGUCCAACAACCCUGCUCAAGCACGUCCACCUAGAUCAGGUCACACAGGAACACAUCCAGGUGGGUUUGGAAACCUCCAGAGAAGGAGACUCCACACCCUCCCUGGGAAGUUUGUGCCAAGGCUCCGUCACCUCUCAGUCUCCUCUUCCCCAGGCUGAACAGUCCUAGGUGAUACAGCCUUUCUUCUAUGGAAGAUGUUCCAUACCCCUGAUCAUCUUGGUGGCCCUGCGCUGGACUCUCUCCAGCACUUCCCUGUCCCUCUUGAGCUGAGGAGCCCAGAACUGGACACAGGACUCCAGAUGAGGCCUCACCAGGGCAGAGGAGAGGGGGAGCAGAACCUCCCUCGACCUGCUGCCCACACUCUUUUUGAUGCAUCCCAGGAUGCCAUUGGCCUUCUUGGCCACGAGGGCACAUUGCUGGCUUAUGGUUAGUUUACCAUCAACCAGGACUCUCAGGUCCCUCCCAACCCACACCCUGGAGCUCUGUCUCCCUGCUGCUGAUCCACAUGCCACAGACCUGCCAGGUCCAGAGAGGCUCCCUCACCAGCCUGUCUGGGGCCACCAUAGCAAUCCCAGCUUGUAGUGACUCAACUUGGAAAUCCUGGAUAUGGUUUCGGCAGGGGCUGCUGCACCACCAAGACUGGUUCUGCUUUUGCUGCUCAAGGUCAAGAGGCCUCAGGGCCAGGACUGGCCCCAUGGCUCUGUUCUAUGUCUCACCAAUAAAGACUCUGU